Daphnia pulicaria is the source of this 1623-nucleotide messenger RNA. RefSeq names its product neoverrucotoxin subunit beta-like. Bases 124 to 1353 code for a protein of 409 amino acids. NCBI's taxonomy places the organism in Eukaryota, Metazoa, Arthropoda, Branchiopoda, Diplostraca, Daphniidae. The transcript is spliced from 3 exons. The record is from RefSeq and is a predicted model, not a curated record.
CUAAACUGUACAAGAAAAGUUAACAGAUAAUUAAAACGGAAAUUUUACCCCAAAUCGCCUAGUUAGUUACCGAAAUUUCUGUUAUUCGUUGACAAUUGUUCCAGUUAUUUAGGGAACUCAACAAUGUCCAUCAUGGAGGCGAGUACUAAAAUUUUGGAAAUUCCUGCUCUUGAAAGGGAUUUUAGAGAGGGAGCUCUCUACGAUGCGCGGAAUGAACAAAUUGUUAUAGGCUACAGCUUGUGGAACGCGGAUGAUGUCGAGAAAAUCAAGGCCCGUCGUAAUGACAGCACCCAUUACUUGAUGAAUGCAUCGGCUACAUUGAGCGAGACAUUAAACGGAUUUGACAUGAGCGCUUCGGUUAAGCUCAGCAUCAUUUCAGGAUUGAUUGAACUCGGAGGAGGAUCAGCUUCCUAUCUGAAGAAGCAGAAAAACACUCGAGGCGAAUGCAGCGUUCAAGUCAAAUGUUUCUACAAAACGGGCUACAAAGAAAUGAGUAUGGACCAGUUGACCCAAAUCAGCUAUCUAGAUGUCGCCAGGACUGGACACAACAACAGAGCGACUCACUUUGUCAUGAAAAUUCAAUACGGCGCCGGUGCCAUUUUCACUUUCACCAAACAAUUUCAAAGUGGAGAAGAAGAGUGGCAAGCCAAGGCUAAGGCUGAGCUCAAUAUUUGUGGCAAAACAAUCACAAGUCUGCUAGACGGAAGUUUGGCAGGAAACUAUCGGAAUUCCUCAAGUAGUAGUCAAAUCCAAUGCGAAUUUAAAAGUUACGGCUUUUCCCUGACUGAAGCGAGUCCGACAACGUACGACGAGGCUCUCAAGUUUGCCAGUAAUUUUGGACGAAUGGCCCAUCAAUCGAUGGCCAGACAUGGCGGUGAGGCACUCGGUGUGCCAUGUAUCGUUUGGUUACAUCCACUCGUGGCACUGCCGGGAUGCGCUAACGCACCGAAACUUCAUUGCGACUUUACCCUCGAUCAGGCGUGUAAAUGGAUCAAGUUUUUUGAAGAUUGCGACGAAUUCGAAAGGAAAUUGAACGUCCCGCUCCCCAUUCCUAGUCUGCCCAAAGGGAACAAAGAUCUGGAAAAGAUGUAUCGUAUUCAAGCGAAUAUUCGAUGGCCUGAAAAGAAAAAAGAAUGUCGAGAAAAAACGGAGUUGGUUACUCGACUCCGCUCCGACGGCCUAACAGAAUUGAGAGAAAUGAUUGUCCAAAUCCGCAGCGGCCUCAUCACUUUUGACCAUUUCAACCAAAAGACAAGUUCAAUCACUAAACCUCUCGACUCUGUCGCUGGGUGGAUCGCGAACGAAGUCGAAUUUUUCCGUUUCAUAAUGCAUUUGCGUUAUUUGGGUGCAUAACACUAUCUAAUCCCAAACAUCGAUUACAUUUGCUUGAUGAGCACCGACAAGCCGCACAACCACUUCCCGCGCAAUAUUAAUUAAUUACAUAAAACUUAACUCCAGUUCGCUUAAAUCCCUGUCUUACUUCGCAUGUCAGUGCGUAAUCGACUAAUCGUCUUUGAUUCAUAAUACAAUCGUGUGACAUGACAUGUUAUUUUAAAUCAAGUUAUAGUCCACGAGUGCCCUACUAAUUCUAGAAUGCAAAUCUUCCUCAAGGGGUUGACACUU